GUUUGUCCUGCCGGAGUCCGCCAUGUUGUCGGUUGACGGUUGAUCGCCGGGCAGCGCUCGCUUCGGGGCUCUGCCUGGUUUUGAACGUUUCCUUCGCGACCCUUCCCCCCCCCCGAGCUUCCCGUUGUUAUGAAGAGCACCGCCCUGCGCCGCCUCGUAUUUAUUUCUCGCUGAUUGUGUUUUUUUUCCAGGAGGGAGGGAGGAAAGCAAUCUUUAUCUCUCUUAUUUUGGCUUAUUUUUUUUUGGGGGGAGAGGGUGGAGGGAGCGAUCGAGCGGUCGGUCGGUCGCCUGAACCGGAGGAGCAGCGAUGUUUUCCAAAAAACCUCACGGAGAUGUGAAGAAGUCCACGCAGAAAGUCGUGGAUCCCAAGAAGGAUGUGCUGACGAGGUUAAAGCACCUGAGAGUUGUCAUAGAAAAUUCUGAAGCAAAUGAUUUGAAGCCAUUCUUUGAUCAAACAUAUUCGCACAUAUACUAUGUUUUCUUUGAAAAUUUUGUGGCAAUUGAAGCCAGCCUAAAGCAAAAAGGUCAUAAGUCACAGAGGGAAGAAUUGGAUUCUAUCCUUUUUAUUUUUGAGAAAAUUCUGCAACACCUUCCGGAAAGAAUUCAAAACAGGUGGCAGUUCCACAGCAUAGGCUUGGUUUUAAAGAAACUGCUUCAUAUUGGAAACUCCUUAAAGAUUCGACGUGAAGGUGUACGACUUUUUCUGCUGUGGAUGCAAGCACUCCAACACAAUUGUACUGAGGAACAGCUGCAUAUUUUCGCCUGUCUCAUUCCUGGAUUCCCACCAUUGCAAUCAGAUCAUGGACCUCGAACAUUGGACAAUUUGAUUAACUCUCCGCUCUAUCUUCAAGAAACUCAAGUCACUCCAGAAGAAAUCACUCCCCUUGUACCUCCACAAUCCGGAGACAAAGGACAAGAUGAUCUUACAAGCUACUUUCUUGAUGCACUGCUAAAAUACAUGGCAAAGGGAUUAGAAUGGAAAGACAAAGAAAAUCAGGAAAAGGGGUUUGCAUUUUUGUUUGCAAACUUCAAGAAGUACUAUCUGCCUCACAUAUUUCCAAAUUUUUCAAACGAGACCAGCUUGUUUAACCCAAUACUUGAGGUCCCACAGUUGAGACCAAAGCCAUAUUAUAUUAUGACCAAGAAAGAUCCAGAGACAAAUGAAGCAACAUAUUGCACUAAGGAUACAUUUUUGUCUGCUCGUGUCUCUGUCAUCCGAUGGUUGGUGUCUUUCUGGUUUGAACUGAAAUCUACCACAACACUUCAGAUUCCUGGAGUUGAAGGUGAAAACAUACCAAAGAACAUUCAGAGAGCAGCUGCUGGCUUGGCUGCCAGGGAAGAGAGUUCCCUCCGGGGAGACUCAGGGGAUGGUGCUGUAGAACUGGAGCAAUCUCAUUCAAACACUAGCACCUUAACUGAACGAGAGCCUAGUUCAUCCAGUCUAUGUAGUGUUGAUGAAGAACAUCUAACUGAUAUGGAAAUAGUGCGCAAAGUGUUGUAUUCUUCAAGGGAGAAUGUAAAUUUUAUUAUUGAGGUUUUUCGACAGGCUUUUCUGUUGCCCAUCUGUGAAGCUGCAGCCAUGAGAAAAGUUGUUAAAGUUUACCAGGAGUGGAUUCAACAAGAGGACAAACCUGUAUUUAUGAAGGAACCUGAAGAAAUGGGCUAUUCUCCAUCAACAAGUGUCAUUCAGUUAAACAGUUCAGGGGAACAUGGAAUUUCUUACUCGGUUGAUAAAAAAGAACAAGAGCAGGAGAAAGUGACAAAGUCACUAGGUCACGUGAGAAAUCCCAGCUGGACGAGAAAUUCUUCUUACCAGAAUGCAAUUAAUAAAGCAUCUGAAAUGGAGGAAGAAGAGGGGAAUGUUUUCGCAGGUACUCAGGCAUCACUGCAGGUUUUUAUAACCAAUUCGGCAAAUAUAUUGCUGUUAGAGCCUGCCAAUGAGAUUAUGCAUCUUUUAGAUGAACAUGUGGAUAUGUGCAAGCGUGUUCUCAACAUCUAUCGAUACAUGGUUGUGCACACAACAAUGAACAAGAAGACCUGGGAGCAGUUGUUAUUGGUUUUGCUUCGAAUCACCGAAUCUGUUAUGAAGAGACCUCCACAAGCAGCACCGUUGUCUCAAGCAAGAAAACUUGCUAUGUUAGCAGGACGACUUGCUACGCCACUCUUUCGGACUCUAAUAGUAGCCUGGAUAAAAGCAAACUUGGAUGUGUACGUGUCUCGGGAGCUAUGGGAUGAGUUGCUGGCUGUGCUUUCAUCACUGACGUGUUGGGAGGAGCUCAUUAAUGAAUGGGCAAUGACCAUGGAGACCUUGACCAAAGUGCUGGCCAGAAAUCUAUAUAAUCUUGAUUUACAUGAUCUUCCACUAGAUAAACUGAGUGAACAAAAACAGAAGAAGCACAAAGGAAAAGGUGGUAUACAUGGGUGUCAGAAAUUAACCGUUGAUAAAUCGUUUUCACGUGGGUGGAGUCGUGAUCAACCAGGACAAGCGCCAAUGAGGCAGCGAAGCGCAACUACUGCAGGUUCUCCAGGAACAGAAAAGGCAAGAACCAUUGUACGGCAGAAAACUGUAGAACUCCCUGACUCUUGUGAUGUACCACUUGAAAAGAUCACAUUCCCUGAUUGUCCCUCUGGCAAUGAGAGAAUUGGGAAUAUUACUGGAUGCGGCGUGAUGCCAGCGAUCCCUGAUCUAGAUGAUGCCCAAAUGUUGCCUCGGCCUACUCGAAUAAGACAUUAUUCGCAGAGUGAAGAAAAUGCAUCUGAAAUAUUUAACUCUGUACGUGAAGAGCAACCAAUGCCACGAAGCAGCAGCACAUCAGAUAUAAUGGAACCGAUCAUAGCUGAAAGAGCUAAAGUCAAUAAGGAGGACCCUAGUCAAAAACCUCGACCAUUCAGUGGUGAUAUUGGAAAUAGCAAUCCCAACAUCAGUGAUCUCAUGGAUGAGUUUAUAGCAGAAAGGCUGCGAACUGGUACUUCAGUUAAUGUGUUGAGGAGGGGCAGCAGCCCCGGCAGCUUGGAAGUGCCAAAAGAUCUUCCUGACUUAUUAACUAGGCAGAAUCCGAUGCGACCUGUAGAUGACCCAGGUGUCCCAUCCGAAUGGACAUCUCCAGCCAGUGCAGGAAGCAGUGAUCUGAUUAGUUCCGACAGCCAUUCAGACUCUUUCAAUGCUUUUCAGUGUGAUGGGCGUAAAUUUGAAAGCUUCUCCUUUGGCAGUGAAACCUUGCCUGCAGGAUGCACUGAAGCAGAUUCAGGACCACCUCGACUGACUGCUGAGGAACAGGAAUUGGCCACCUUAACUGCUAUGCACAUUGAUUCAGAAACUAGCAGCCUCAACCUGCAGGCCAUCUCUGGUGACACUGUUACAAUCACAGGUUCUGAAAGUGCUUCUCCUGCCCAUUCCAAUGCCUGUUCAAGAUCUCAGACUCCUUCUCCAUCCACGUUGAAUGCUGAUCACACAGAGCAUAAGGAUUUGCAAUUAGAUGAAAAGCUUCACCAUUCAGUCUUGCAAACCCCUGAUGAUUUAGAAAAUAGUGAGUUUCCAAAUGAGGAUUGCAGUGUGAUGGCAGGAGGGACCCUCAAAGGCUGGCAAGAAGAUGUUGCUACAGUUAUGUGGAGACGAAUGCUUGGUAUUUUAGGAGAUGUCAAUUGCAUUAGAGAUCCUGAAAUUCAUGCACAAGUCUUUGAUUAUUUGUGUGAGCUCUGGCAGAAUUUGGCCAAGGUAAGAGAUAAUCUCGGAAUCACAACGGAUAACCAGACAUCACCACCUCCUCCAGUACUAAUACCACCCCUCAGGAUUUUAACUCCAUGGCUUUUUAAGGCAACAACAUUACCAGAAAAAUAUAAACAAGGAAAGCUGCAUGCUUACAAGCUUAUCUGUAAAAUCAUGAAAAGACGUCAAGAUGUUUCACCUAAUUCUGAUUUCUUGGUUCACUUCUACAAUAUAAUGCACACUGGACUUUUAAAUUCUGAUCAGGAUAUAGUAAAUACAAUCAUCAAGCACUGUUCUCCAAGGUUCUUUUCUGUUGGGUUGCCUGGUGCUACCAUGCUAAUUUGGGACUUUAUAGUUGCUGCUAGCAAAGUGACAUCCUCCGCUUCACUCAAUGCUCCAAGAGUCGAGGCUCAGAUUCUGCUUGGUUCUUUAGUCUGUUUUCCAAAUUUGUACAAUGAUUUCCCAACGCUGCUGCCUUCUAUUGCUGAGAUUUCAUCCACAAAGUGUGAAGAUGUUAAGGAACUUGUAGUGAAGAGCAUUCUAAAAUCAGCAAGAGAAGAGCCUUCAGGUCCAGCUCGAUGCGUUGCACUUUGCAGCCUUGGCAUUUGGCUUUGUGAAGAACUCGUACAUGAUACUCAGCAUCCUCAUAUCAAAGAAGCUUUGAAUGUGAUCUGUGUAACCUUAAAGUUCCCAAAUAAAGCAGUUGCACAAGUAGCUUGCGAUAUUUUGCAUCUAUUGAUCAAUUAUGUGGACAAGCUUCAGAAUUAUCCACCAGAUUCUCCCAAAAAGCUUAUUGAGAUAUUGAUGGCAACAAUUACUUAUUUGCUGCCUGGGACAGAAAUAUCACCACAUGAGCAAGAUAAGAGGCUAGUAGUAUCCCUGCUACUCUGCCUUUUGGACUGGUGUAUGGUGCUGCCUUUAAGUACACUACUUCAACCUGUACACACUGCAGGACAGGAUAAAGAUAAAGCUGAUAAAUCAGUUCUCAGUUGUAUUUACAAGGUGCUGCAUGGCUGUGUCUAUGGAGCUCAGUGCUUAACUAAUCCCAGAUACUUUCCCCUGACCUUAUCUGAUCUAGCAUCUGUUGACUAUGAUCCAUUCUUGCACUUGGAAAGCUUGAAAGAACCAGAACCUUUGCACUCCCCCGACUCCGAGCGCUCGUCAAAACUCCAAACUGUCACAGAGGUGAGGAGCCGUAUACAGCAGGGUUUGAUCUCAGUUGCUGCCCGGACUGUGGUAAUUCAUUUGGUGAAUCAUGUUGGCCACUACCCAUUGGGUGGAGGCCCAGCAAUGCUCACCAGCCUGAUAAGUGAAAACCAUGACAAUCCUUUCACAGACUGCAUUGAGCUUUCUCCUGAGCUCUUUGAGAAUCCAAAUCUCCAAUUUUUUGUACUGAACGGUACUACCCUUAUCUCAUACCUGGAAAUCCCUGUUGAGGACAAUAUCCCAGGAGGAGGGAUGUCGGCUGGACUCACAACAGCUACCUCAAAUGUUAGAGUUAUAGUACGGGAUAUAUCAGGUAAAUACUCCUGGGAUUCUGCAAUCCUAUAUGGACCACCUCAGUACUGUCAACCAAGACAUGUUGCUCACAAGUUCACCAAUGUCAAUAAACAGGAACAGUUGGCCGAACCUAUCUUUAAUGAAACUGAAAUUGACGAUGCUGCUUUAAGGGAGUAUUUGAUACCUCAAGCUAAAAGAAGAUGUAGAGAAGUAGUGCCAUCUUGGGACGUGAUUCGUGAUGAUGAGGAUGCCCUGGAUGAGAUGCUCCAAUACCUGGGUUCCACCAGCCCAGAGUGUCUCCAGAGAGCUGGUGUGCAGCUGAAUGUCCCAGCUCCACCUCCUGUCUGCAUUUCAGAGAAGCAGGAAAAUGAUGUUAUGAAUGCAAUUCUGAAACAAUACACUGAAGAGAAGGAGUUUGUGGAGAAGCUUAGCAAUGACCUGAAUAUGAAAGCAAUGGAACAGGAGGAACUUGGUCCACAGGAACCUCAGUCUGUAUUUUACUAUUGCAGAAUGCUGCUGAAUAUUCUUGGCAUGAACUCUUGGGAUAAAAGGACUAGUUUCCAUCUCCUGAAGAAAAAUGAAAAGCUACUUAGAGAAUUAAAAAACCUAGACUCAAGACAAUGUCGAGAAACACAUAAGAUAGCAGUAUUUUAUGUUGCUGGAGGGCAAGAAGACAAGCACUCCAUCCUUACAAAUACUGGAGGAAGCCAAGCUUAUGAGGAUUUUGUAGCAGGGCUUGGUUGGGAGGUCAAUCUUACAAAUCAUUGUGGCUUUAUGGGUGGAUUACAACGAAAUAAAAGCACUGGGCUUUCAACUCCUUACUUUGCUACGUCUACAGUAGAAGUAAUGUUUCAUGUAUCGACAAGGAUGCCUUCAGAUUCGGAUGAUUCCUUGACAAAAAAGCUGCGACACCUGGGGAAUGAUGAAGUGCAUAUCAUCUGGUCAGAGCAUACAAGAGACUACAGAAGAGGAAUCAUUCCUACAGAAUUUGGUGAUGUGCUACUUGUUAUUUAUCCAAUGAAAAAUCACAUGUUUAGUAUCCAGAUAAUGAAGAAGCCUGAGGUUCCAUUUUUUGGGCCACUCUUCGAUGGUGCAAUUGUGGAUGAAAAGGUUCUUCCGUGCUUGGUCCAAGCUACAGCAAUAAAUGCAAGUCGAGCAUUAAAAUCGCUCAUUCCACUGUAUCAGAAUUUCUAUGAAGAGAGAGCUCGAUACCUGGAAACAAUUGUGGAACACCACCAGGAACCAACAACAUUUGAAGAUUUUGCUGCUCAGGUCUUUUGUCCAGCUCCUUGUCACUACUUGCCAUCUGAUUCAGGCUUAUGCCCAGAGAGUCAGCGGGCCGAAAGUCCUGCAGCACAGGGAGCGGACGGGAUCGACUUAGCCUCUCCAAUGUCACCUCGUGCUAGCAAAAGUCGUAUGUCCAUGAAACUGCGUCGUUCUUCUGGUUCAGCUAAUAAAUCUUAGUGACCACGUUACCAACAAAGAAUUGCGCUUUUAUUCAUCAAAACUUGCCAUAAGUCCAUGCUGAUUUUUUUGGUUACUUUGCUCCUUAAUCCAAAUGUUUUGUAUCCUGCUAAUGUAUGUCCGCCACUCCGCCAUGUAGUUCAAAUUUGUUCCCCCUGAGCUAUUUUUUUAUUAAGAACACUGGAGUUCUAUUUUUAGCUUACAAAAAUAUGUAUUUUAACAAUCUGCUUAGUUGCGCACUGUGACUGCUCUGCACCCACUUGAUUACGUAUCUCUAUUUACUGCACUUUUAACCAUAAUUGCUAUUAUCUAAAGCAUUCUCUUGUCCAGUUGCAUUUGGCCAGUUAAACUGAAUGGCUCGUUAGUUAUUGGGCAUAAUCCCUAGGAAAUUAUGAUGGCAGUCUUGCUUUGCUGUACAUUGUGUAGUUUGUACAUACUUUUGAUUUUCACUAGGAACGUUUCAGAUUAUUUGUGCACCAAUUCAGGAAUGUAUAGUACUUUUUUCAGUUUAUAUGUAGAUGUAAAGUUGUGUUAAGAAUAUAUUCACCAAAUCAAUCUUAUGGCACAAAACAUGUACAGAAUAUUUUCAUUUUAAAUUAUAAGGUAUGAACUUUCCAAGGAAUGUAAAUGGUCUCUUAACAUUUCAGCCAUAAGAACGUCAUCUUAUGAGGAACAUUAAUGUUUCUCCUGAUGAAAGCGUAUGAACUUACAUUUAUUUGAAACACUGACAUAUAUGGAUAAUCGACAAAUAUAAGACACUGACAAUGCAGCUACAUUACACUAUUUACCUUGUGCAUGGCUUGCAACCAAGAAACUGUACAAAAGAAACCUGAUCUGAUGAGAGGCAAGGUGAAAGUCAUUGUUCGAACAAUUAAAAACUCUAGAUCUAUGUAGAUAUGGGCUCUUACAGGGCUUGCACUCCCAACAUGUUUUUCAAUUUUCCAUGAUCUGUUCAAUAAAGGGAAAAGGGAUCAUUAAAAGUGUAUGACCAGUUGAAUUUGAGUCAACUUUAAAUUGCUGAGUUGCAAAAUAAUGCACAAACCAGCUAUUCAGAUGUAUUUUCCUACAAGGAAACAUUAUUCAUAUUUUGUAGGUGAAUUGCAAUGUUACUACUAACUGUAUGUAGCAUGAUGUCAGUACUAACUGCAUGUGUAAAUAUCAUAGGAAGGUAAAAUAUAUUAUGUAUUGUCAUUCAUGUAGUUGUCUAUAAGAUUUGUAAUGGCUGGAAAAGAUGGCUGUUUAAUAAUACAAUAAAAAAUAUUCUUACCAUGUCUAA
Callorhinchus milii (elephant shark) is the source of this 7946-nucleotide messenger RNA. It is a transcript of the gene ralgapa1, whose product is annotated as Ral GTPase activating protein catalytic subunit alpha 1. The transcript is spliced from 41 exons. The record is from RefSeq and is a predicted model, not a curated record. Gene Ontology annotation, biological process: regulation of small GTPase mediated signal transduction; positive regulation of GTPase activity. Gene Ontology annotation, cellular component: nucleus; cytoplasm. Gene Ontology annotation, molecular function: GTPase activator activity. NCBI's taxonomy places the organism in Eukaryota, Metazoa, Chordata, Chondrichthyes, Chimaeriformes, Callorhinchidae. Bases 308 to 6670 code for a protein of 2120 amino acids.